Molecule: messenger RNA, 1650 nt
Organism: Penicillium atrosanguineum
Lineage: Eukaryota; Fungi; Ascomycota; Eurotiomycetes; Eurotiales; Aspergillaceae
Exons: 4
Coding region: 1-1650 (549 amino acids)
Source: RefSeq, a predicted model, not a curated record
AUGCCGACUCCAGAUGCUCCUUCAGGGGCCCCCGCGCCUGGGGAAACAGCGACCAUUCACCCGAUCGUCCGUAAUGCUUUGCGCAUUAGUCUGAGCGUGAAGGAGUACCGAACCCUCCACGAUGUCGCCGUCAAACGCGCCCCAUCCUUGAAAGACAGGCUCCCAUCUCCGUCGCAUUACGAGACCGUGUCGAAUCUAAAGAACCGGCACACCGAGGCCGCUCUCCGCACGUCGCUGCGUGUUUUCGUGGGCUCGGGUAUCGCGAUGAAGCUGGUGGAGGUGGUGAUGAAGCGGGUUCGAGGCGAUACGACACGAGAGAAGACCCGUACCCCGCUGCACCGAAGCCCCAUCUUCCGCCUUUCGAUUUCCAUGUCACUCCUGCUCCUCUUUCAUCGUCUCCUCUAUCGCUUCUUCGGCCGACUCCGUGCAAACCUCCGCACCGAUGACGCGGAGCCCUUCCGGGUGCGAAACCCGCGGAUCUCGCGCGCGCUCACGUCGCGCUUUGCCCCGGCCGUCGGGGCUAGUUUGGCCGGCUUCGCUCUGGCGAUAACGCCACAGGAGCAGCUCCGUUUGACGGCUGCUAUCUACUGGUCGACGCGGAGUCUGGAGUUCUUGUUCAAUACUAUGGAUGAGAAGGGAUGGUUGGCUCAGCGCCCAUGGUGGUUCGGCAGCUGGCUGCUUAUGCCGAUCUCGUGUGCUCAGCUCUUCCAUGCUUUUGUAUUUGACCGCGAGACUACGCCUAAGUGGUUCGGCAAUGCCAUUCUCAAGCUCUCGCCGAGUUAUAUCCCCGGCCGACCGGAGUCGCUCCCUGCCAGCAGCUCCUGGCCCGAGAAGGAGCAGAUCGUGGAUUCUCUCGCAUCUAUUGCGGAUCUGCGCUGGCCUAAAUUUGUGUCGCCCAUUCUGCACCCGGCCGACCCUCUUACCCUCCCAUCCGUGGUCAAGUCAAUUUCCCCGAUUACAGGUCCUGCGCACCCCUCGAUCACGAACCUGUCAUGCGCUCUGCUUCACCCAGGGGUACCAAACUGCAGCACAGCGUACCUACACCACAUUCUACUCUCGGUGCCCCCGCUAGCCCGCUUCCUGGCCACCGUGACGCUAGCACUGACCAUUCCCAAAUUCAAGAGCGUCCUCGCUCAGCCAUUUACAUCUAUAAACAAUCUAUCCAAGCGAAUCCUCCUGAUGACUGCCGUACUGUCAGCCGCCAUCGGGUCCGCUUGGGGCAGCAUCUGCCUUCUGAAUGGCGCUCUUCCUCGCUCCACACUCCCCACCAAGCGUUUCUUCCUCAGCGGAGCCAUUGGUGGACUCCCAUUCAUGUUCCUGGGUAGCAGCCGCAGCGUGUUUAUGUAUUUCUUCCGCGCUGGAGUGGACUCGGCCUGGAAGACCGGUGUCAAGCGUGGACUAUGGAAGGGUGGCCGUGGCGGUGAAGUCUGGCUCUUCGUUCUCUCCUGGGCGGUCAUCGGAUCAAUCUACGAGGCCCACCCGGCUGCGGUACAGGGUCCAGGUAUUCGCAAGUCCCUGGCGUGGUUGCGGGGAGACGGGUGGGUCGACCCCGAAGAGAUCAUUGCGAAGCGCAAGUUGCGACGGGAGCACGAGGCGCGGAGGGAGAGUCUUUUUCAACGCGAUGAUAUCAAUCUGAAUCCCGAAGUUUAG